AAGACCUAAGACAUGGCUACACAUUACACUUCCAGAGUCACUAUUUCCAUUGUUGUUUUGCUUGCUUCCCUUAUCACAAAUGUUGUUGCAACCAAAGAAACAACAUUAUCAGAUGUUGAUCUUCUUGAAUUUCCUCUUAAUUUAGAGUACUUGGAGGCUGAAUUCUUUUUAUUUGGAUCAUUUGGUCAUGGAUUGGAUGCAGUGGCUCCAGAGUUAGCAGAUGGUGGGCCCUCUCCUAUUGGUGCCAAAGUGGCCAAACUGAAGGAUCGUAAGAUCAAGCAAAUCAUAUUUGAAUUUGGUUUACAAGAAGUUGGACAUUUAAGGGCCAUAAAAAGCACAGUGAAAGGGUUUUCUAGGCCUUUGUUAAAUCUAAGCAAAUCAACAUUUGCCAAGGUGAUUGAUAAUGCCUUUGGAAAACCUCUACACCCUCCUUUUGAUCCUUAUGCAAAUGAUAUCAACUUUUUGCUUGCAUCUUAUCUAAUUCCUUAUGUUGGCCUUACUGGAUAUGUUGGAACCAAUCCACACCUCCAAAAUGCUGCUUCCAGACAGUUAGUUGCAGGCCUUCUAGGAGUAGAGGCAGGUCAAGAUGCAGUUAUACGAACAUUGUUAUUCGAGCGUCGCGAAUUGAAGGUGAAACCUUAUGGAGUUAGUGUGGGAGAAUUCACUGAACGCAUUUCAACGCUUAGAGAUAUAUUAGGACACGGGGGUGUGAAAGACGUUGGAGUUGAUGAAGCCUCAGGAAGCAUUGGCAGCACCAUCCUUGCAGGUGAUGAAUCUUCCCUGUCAUAUUCAAGGACUCCACAAGAAAUAUUGAGGAUUAUAUAUGGAAGUGGUAAUGAAAGUGUCCCUGGUUGCUUCUACCCUAAGGGAGGAAAUGGACGUAUAGUUAGAUCUUUCCUACACACAUCUUAAUUAGAGUUGUUAAGAACUGAAUCUCUUACUAUUGUGCCUAUUUGUAGGUUGUAAGACACCUAGAGAAAAUAUAAUAAGCAUUCAAUAUGAUAUAAUUAAU
Medicago truncatula (barrel medic) is the source of this 1012-nucleotide messenger RNA. RefSeq names its product desiccation-related protein PCC13-62. The record is from RefSeq and is a predicted model, not a curated record. The coding region runs from base 13 to 912 and encodes 299 amino acids. NCBI's taxonomy places the organism in Eukaryota, Viridiplantae, Streptophyta, Magnoliopsida, Fabales, Fabaceae. The transcript has 3 exons.